UCCCCGCCGGCAGAGCCGCCCCCUCCGCACCGCGCUCGGCUCAGACGGAGCAGCCGCCUCUGCAAUGUCAGCAGCCGCAGCGGCGGCGGCAACGCGAGCGGCAGCGGUCGGGGCCCCGCGGUAGCCGCCAACGCCGCACGGCCCGGCGGGCGCGCACCGCGCUAGGCAGCGGCCACCUUCCUGCCCUAGGGGCUCUGUGGGCGACUCUGCGCGCACCCGCGCUGCGCUCGGACGUCAGGCCAGCCCGGGCUGCGGCCGCGCACAAAGGACCGCAGACAUCGGGCUCCGGGGACUGAGCCCAGGGAACAGCCUGGGGACAGCCUGCCACGCCGCGUACCCUCCUGGCCUCCACUCCCCGGGCGGCCGGAGCCCAAGCCACAGCGGGCCCCGUCAUAUGACAGCAGCGAUACCGCAGCUGCAGAGCGCGCUUGCUGCCCGCUCCUCUGCGCCACGACCACUGGCACCCCGGGUGACCCGCGCAGCGUCCCGCUGAGUGGUCGGCCCGUCUCCGCCGCCCGCGCCUCGGCUGUCGGGCUCCGGGGGCAGGAGCCGAGGGAAGCCCCGAGCCGGCGCCGAGCCUAAAAUGGCCACGCUGCUCCGCAAAAUCGGGCUCAUUCGCCUGCACAACCGGGACACCGAAGACCCCAAGCACCACCACAACCAUCGCGGCGGCGGCGGCCAGCAGAGCGCGUCGCUGCGCGGUAAGAGCGGCACCAAGAGCAGCAGCCACAAGCAGCAGCAGCACCCCCCCGGGGGCGCGGGCGACUCCAGCCCCGGGCCGGGCAAAGGCAAGGGCAAGCGCGCGCCGGAGCUGGCCCCGCGCGACAAGCCGCCGCAGCCCGCAGCGGGGGCGGCCGGGGCGGCGGGCGCCGGGGGCCCCCGGGAUCAGGCGGCGGGCGCCAGGGCGGGGCCGGGCCCUGCUGGGGCGGCAGCGGCGGCGGGCGGCAGCCUAGUGCCCGCCGCGCGCCAGCAGCACUGCACGCAGGUGCGCAGCCGGCGGCUCAUGAAGGAGCUGCAGGACAUCGCGCGCCUCAGCGACCGCUUCAUCUCCGUGGAGCUGGUGGACGAGAGCCUCUUCGACUGGAACGUGAAGCUGCACCAGGUGGACAAGGACUCGGUGCUGUGGCAGGACAUGAAGGAGACCAACACCGAGUUCAUCCUGCUCAACCUCACCUUCCCCGACAACUUUCCCUUCUCGCCGCCCUUCAUGCGGGUGCUCAGCCCGCGCCUGGAGAACGGCUACGUGCUGGACGGCGGUGCCAUCUGCAUGGAGCUGCUCACGCCCCGCGGCUGGUCCAGCGCCUACACGGUGGAGGCCGUGAUGCGCCAGUUUGCUGCCAGCCUGGUUAAGGGCCAGGGGCGGAUCUGUAGAAAAGCCGGCAAAUCAAAAAAGUCUUUCAGUCGCAAGGAGGCGGAAGCCACCUUUAAGAGUUUGGUGAAGACGCAUGAAAAGUACGGCUGGGUCACCCCUCCCGUUUCCGAUGGCUGAUGUUUGCAACGUGCCGCCUCAGACGCUUCGGCGGCCUCUCCACACACACAGACACCCGCCAUCUCCUCCUCGACGCUGAGCAUCCUCCAUCCUUUUUUACUCCAGCCGGAACUGAAUCCUGAAUGCCAAGGAGACAUUUAAGUUAUUUAUGAACAGAUGUGUUUACAGAGAGAAAGAGGGAGCAAACGCUGUUCGGGAUUAAGUUUCGAUCAUAAAUGAAUGAUCAUCUCUAAGUCACUGUAGAACAAAUAUUGAGAUGGUGACAUUUCCCAGCCCACCUGCCCCUCCACCCUGACCACAUUGCCCUUAGCUUCUUUCCAUGACAGCAGCUCCAAAGAGCAGGCAGGCAACUCGAUGCCACCUGCUCGACCCAUUUUGUGUCAGUGGCGCCGUUCGUAUCCCAUAGGAGCGCCCUGCAUCGCCAGUACGUGUUUGCUGUGCUCUCUCUCUCUGUUUCUCUCCCUGGCAGGGCAAGAUCACUUGAAGACAUGUCUUUCUGUGGCCCCAUGUGACAACAUGUAGACCUCAUUUGUGCUAUGACCUUUGGCUCAUGAAAACAAAAUUUUAAUAUUGCCAGGUUCUAGUGAUUUAAAACAACUGCCCUCUUGGUUCAGAUGUGCUCUCUAUGUUGAUGGGGUGGUGUCCACAGAGAAACCAGAGCCUGCAGGUGAAAGGCAGGGCUGCUCUGGCCAAGGUGGGGUGCGCAACCCUGAGACACCAGGGGCACGCUCCCUGGGGCUCAGAGCAAAGGGUGGUGGCAAGCGGACGGUCUCUUCCGAUAUCCUGAGAUGCUCCUCCAACAGCGAGUUUCUAUUCCUGUCUUCUCUCUGCUGGUCAACCCACCACCAAAAACAAAAGACAAUUUUCCACUCACUGAAGUCAUCGGACUCAUUUUAUCAUGUGUGCUAGUGACAGGGAAUGCCAGAACUGCCAAAGGAUACCAAGUGAUCGUUUGACGAUUUGCAUGACCGGGUUUAAUUCUUCACCCUGUAGUCACUUGUGUGUCCCCCGAGGCUGGGAUGCGUGAGCACCCCACUGUGAUAUAAACUUCCUGUUAUUUAAUCUCCCCACAGUUUCAUUUCUCUCCUCUGUUAAGUUACUUAGACCUUUCUAAGGAACUCCAUGAAAUGCAGAAGUACUGUUUAUAAUAAUACGCGGGAAGAGAAAAGUGUUCGCCCCAAGUGGAAAAUCUUACUGGACACAUUUUAAAUAAAAUCAUGCAUACCUGACACACUGCCUCAAGAAUCCAGUCAUUCUGGGCAAUGCUUCUAUUUAAAAUAUCUAGUCUAUUUUAACGACUUUUAUAUUUCCAAUACUACAACUGGCACAGCAGCAUUCUGCAGUGAGACACAGCAGAUGACUCCCAGGAACCCACAGUCUUGACAAAACUCCAGCGGGUUAAAACGGUCCCCAGAGACAACUAGGGAGAUAACUAGAAACUGGCAAAUAAAGGGAUGAUUUGGCCAAAGUUGAAUGUUGCCAAUGAUAUCUUACCACUCUGAAGGAAGAGAAACCUUUGCCGAUGACACACCCUUCUUCAGACAGGCUUGGCUACUUGAACAACUACCUGCUCCCAGCCCAGUGCUGUCAGAGCUCUAACCUGGCUUCCAGGGACAAGGCAGAGUCCUCCCAGCACGACUGGACAUUCACCAAAUCUGCCUUGUAUGGCUACUUUCAUUCUUUCAACCACUUUUUUAUGUGCCCCAAAACACAUGCAGCUCUGUUCGGCCCAAAUGACAGUGUAUUGAGAAUGCUCAAGUUCCCUCUGAGUGACAAUGGUCAAUGAAAUUCAAUGACAGUGAACUUAAAGCAUUCAUUCAUCUGAUCCUCUGCAGAGGAAUUCACCGUCCUGGAAACCUGACAUUUAACCCAAGGUUUUGGCUAUUUAUUGUAGUGGAAUCACACUGUGGACAUUAAAGUGCUAGGACAGAAACAGCUUACCAGGGAAGCACCUGAAUUCAUUUCUUUCCAGACAGUUUCCUCUUCUAAUGUAAAAUUAAAGGCAACUUCCUUUAAGGAACCACAUGCAUGUACUUGAAGGUAUUUCUUUACGUCCAAAGCUGGGUCACCUCGGCGCUGUUCAUCAGCUGGUGGAAAAGAUUAUGCAUGUUGUUUUAGGGGGCGCCACCCGUGGGGGCAGCCAGCAGGGUUGUAGUAGCCUAAAGGCGGGCUAAGCUACUGCCAACAGCAACAGGAGACAUUUGGUUCCAUUUCUAUUCUCUGUACACCCUGGAUUUGAUGUCUUCUGCUUGGCAUUUCCAUUAGGUUUAUUAGAAACUGGAAGUUACAGAUGAAAUAUCCUCCAGUGGAAGAAAUAGCAUUUUUCACUUAAAUUGGUAAGACAUUCUCAUUUUCAAAGCAGUGGGGAAUCAUUGCAAACUUGACUAUUGCUUUGACCUUUAGUCAGAAGCAACAACUCCCUUCCUGUUGUCUGGUGACUCACAAGCUAGCACAACCAUGUUGGUCAAGCAGCCAGCCCAGCCUGGAUGUGCUGAUGACCCUAUGGGGUGUCGUGUCUGUGGCCAGGCAAGUCACACUCCUCUGAAGUGGGCAUCUGCCUGCAGAGCUCGGUGAGGGAAGGACUAUACCCAGACCCAGCAAGUGGGCUGGCUGGUCACGCUCCCACACAGGCCAAGAAAUCCAUCCCUCUUCAGAUGGACCGCAGGGGAGUAAUUAGACCAGGAUAAAAAGACUACAUCUUGUCAGCUCCACACCCCAAUUAUCAGUGGGAACUCCAGUGGCCCCAAAGGCCACAGAGCCAAACUCAUGCACACUUCCCAUCAGCCCCAAACUCCUCUCCAUCUAAUGGUUUUCCUGGCCUAACUGCCCUUGUUUCCAGGUGCCCACCCCUCUCCCACUGCAGACCAAGAGCUGUGGAUGAGACCUACACGUGGUUAUGGCUUUCUGGAAGAUCAAGAUUACUUCGGGCUUAGGAAGUUCUGUGUGAGCAGCAAAGUUAUUGCUCAGUUCCCCACACGCGUUUAUCCACUCACAUGCACCUACUCUCGAGAAGAUUCACAACCUCUACAAUCCAUUUCUUUAAAAAAAACAAGAAAGAUUUAGGCCCAAAUUUUUCUGCUCCCAAGUUCACUCCAUCUAUUAAAUUUCAACCUUAUUUUUUUUAAAGGGAAAUCUGUGGACUAGUGAAAAAAGACCCUGGAUAGAAAGCCAACUGCAUACUUUACCUGCUUGUGAACUCAGUUCCCUCUACUAUAAACUCCUACAAAAACUGCUGUAAAAAUUGACCACAUUAUGAGGGAAAGUGCUUGGAAAACCCAAAAUUAUCAUGUGGACUUUACAUGUCAUUUUUACUAUUACUGGAAAAUUUAUAUUUUAACUGGCUUUCAUUAGAAUGCACUUGGUUAAAGGCUCAGACUGAACAAUUAUAAUGACCUUGUAGUCAUGUUUUGACUUUCCAUCUCCAAUCCCCAACUUUGUGUCAAUGAACCAAACUUAUUGACCUUCCCUCCACUCACUCAGAUAUAGGGAAUGCAGGAGUGUGAGGCUGGUCUCCUUUCAUACAGGAACUCAUAAGACAAGGAAAGUGCACAGAAACCAGCAAUAACUGAGUGGAGACCAAAGACAUCUAAAUGCUAAACUGCAGGGCAGACAUUGUGCAACCAGAGGAUUCCUAACUGAUAACCAGGAAAAUUUUUACAGAGUAAGUCAGGCUUGAACUACAGUUGGGCAAGAGGUAAGGAAGGGUAUAGAAGUGGGGGAGGGCUGAGGUCCCUGAAUAGAGCGCAUAGUCUCUGUCCAUACUGGCCACAGAGGGAGAAGUGGGCAGUUCCUUGCCACUUCUCACCUGCAGGGACCCUGCCUGUGGAUCUGCAGGAUGCAGUCUAGCCUCACAGCCUAACAUGGCAGUGGGGCUGGCCCCUUACCUAAGAAUUAUAUUCCAGUGUUUUACCUGAACAACAUGCAAAAUCUAAAUAGAAUUUGCUGUCUGGAGAAGUAGAACUGGCUUGCUAGUUCAGAGAAGGGCAGAACCAUCAAAUUUGGGAGGCCACUUAGUCUGGACUUCAGACGCUCUACAGUGGAGGAAAUAAGCUAAGAGAGGUUGAGUGGUUUUUCCAAACUCAGCUGGAGGAACAAGCCACGUCCUCUCUCUUGCUGGUGCUGUUUGAUCCUCCGUGAUGCUGCCCAUGAACCAUUCAGCAAUUCACAUGGUCCACAUCCUUAGCCCAGGGCUGAAUUAGUGGAGCCACAAGUCUUCCAAGCUGGCUGGGAAACACCCAAAGUGAUCCAUUAUGUGUAGAAAGCAAGUUGGUGCAAAGAGCAGAGCUUCCACUCCUGACUGCUUCGGGAAAGCUGUGGUGAGGGACUUAAACCUCAGCCCAUGGGAUCAUAGUCAGUAUUUGUUUUUUCCUCCAAAGUCAUUAAGAUAAUAUACAGCUCUGUUCCUUGGCUUUAUGCUGUGUUCUACCUUAUCAUUCUGAUUUUGGCAGGCUCUAGUUUACAUAGUAUUGAGUAUCGCUCAGUCCCAGGGCCCAUCUGACCUGCAGAAUGUAGUCAACAGACUGAACAGGCCAAAUAAACAUGGUUGACAUCCAGGAAGGCAAUGAGCAAUGUUAGCCUCCUUUCAGAGGAAACACAGGAGCGAAGUGUCCUGGCCAAAGAGACGUAAUCAAAGCAGAGUGUGUGAAUGGAAUGUAGAUCCAAAGGGAAGCAAGAUUUUAUUUCAAGGUCCUAACAGGGCUAGACAAAUAGAAUGGAUUGGGGGAGCCAACCUCCAGGGUCAUCCCCUUGGGUCAGUACGGUAGUAUGUGGUGAAGGAAUGAAUACCUGCACCGCCUCCCACCACUGAUUAACUCUGGCCCUUCCCUCUUCCUCUACUGGAGGCAAAUUAAGUGUCUGUCCUCCUCUGUAGACAGGCAAUCACUUUGCACCGGUAUAUCUCCGGCAACACUGGCGAUCACACUCAUUGAGCUAAAAUAGAGCUGCUGUAACUUGAUGUUCUAGGUUUUGUUCCUGCGUGCCUCCCCGACUGAUGUGACUUUAUGCCAUGAACACUGUCGCCAUACCACCACGGUAGACUGCUGAUCUACAUACUGUGGGCUAUUGUAAAUUUUCUGACUCUCACCACAAUUCAUGCUGUGGCUUUGGUGUAUACCUUUUCCAAAGCUGUCCUAUUCUGUGAUCCUCAGGAGGAAAGGGGGAAAAUUGCAGGUGCCAUGAAAUAAAUAGGAAAGAAAUGUCGAUUAUUGGAAGAGGGUGAAUGCAGGAGUCAAGUAGUCUGGAGACACUGUCCUAAUUGGAAAGACAAGGAUUCUCAAAAGAAAGACUUUAAAACCAAUAAAUGUCUUUCCAUG
Molecule: messenger RNA, 6801 nt
Organism: Phyllostomus discolor (pale spear-nosed bat)
Lineage: Eukaryota; Metazoa; Chordata; Mammalia; Chiroptera; Phyllostomidae
Gene: UBE2QL1
Product: ubiquitin conjugating enzyme E2 Q family like 1
Exons: 2
Coding region: 584-1489 (301 amino acids)
Source: RefSeq, a predicted model, not a curated record